AUAAGAAAAGGGUUUUGGUUUGGGGCCGGGAGAGGAGGACAGGUGAGAGAGAAGAAAGAGGUGGAAGCAGUGGCAGUCCCGUGUUUCUGUUUCUGACAACUGGAACGAAACGACAAUUUAGCCCUUAAUGUAGCAUUGCAUGAACAUUAAACAUUAACGUCGUAAUUCCCAAAAACACGAGUCGUUGUUGGGUUGGGUCUUUCUCUCUGCACCCCCCAGACAGACCCAGAGAGUUAGGACUUGCGAUCUUCUUUCUUCCUUCUUCUCCCCCCACUUCCAAACCUUAACGCAAUCGGAUCUCUACAUUCUAUUCUACUACUUCAUUCUUCCAUUCAACGACACACAUUGUACCGCUGCUUCACUUUUCGCAUUUCGAUCACAAGAGCUUGAGGAGAUUGGAGACAUACACUAUGGGUUCUGCUAACGGACUAACUGCUAUAAAUGGGAAACAACCUCUCUUUUCUUUUGGGUUGAUAUCCGAUGUGCAAUAUGCUGACAUUCCUGAUGGUAGGUCAUUCCUUGGUGUUCCACGGUACUAUAGGCAUAGCAUUGUAGUGUUACAGAGAGCAGUAAAAGAAUGGAAUACUAGUAAGAGGCACAAGUUUGUGAUAAAUUUUGGGGAUAUUGUUGAUGGGUUUUGUCCAAAAGAUCAAUCUCUUAGCACUGUAAAGAAACUUGUGGAUGAAUUUGAGAUGUUCAACGGACCAGUGUACCAUUUGAUUGGCAAUCACUGCCUAUACAAUCUGCCUCGAAGUAAGUUACUUCCAUUGUUGAAGAUCAAGAGUUUUGAAAGCCAUGCUUACUAUGAUUUUUCACCAGUGCCUGAAUAUAGAUUUGUAGUUCUUGAUGGCUAUGACAUAAGUGCGAUUGGCUGGCCUCAGGAUCAUCCAAAAACAUUGGAGGCCUUGAAAUUCCUCCGGGAGAAGAAUCCAAAUGAAGACAAGAACAGUCCAACAGGUUUGGUGGGCCUUGAAAGAAGGUUUCUUAUGUUUAAUGGAGCUAUUGGAAAGGAACAAAUGGAAUGGUUGAAUAAUGUUCUUCAAGAAGCAACAAAAUUGAAACAGAAGGUGGUGGUGUGUUGCCAUCUCCCUCUAGAUCCUGGUGCAUCAUCUAAGGAGGCACUGUUAUGGAAUUAUGCUGAAGUAAUGAAUUUGAUACACAAAUACACUUGUGUGAAGCUUUGUCUAUCUGGACAUGAUCACAAAGGUGGAUACUCCAUUGAUUCCCAUGGAGUUCACCAUAGAGUUCUUGAAGCUGCCCUGGAAUGUCCUACUGGAACGGAUGCAUUUGGAUAUGCUGAUGUUUAUGAUGAUAGAGUAUCACUUUAUGGUACUGACAGAAUGCAGAGUACAGACAUGUAUUUUCAUCCUAAAGCAGAUUUGUGAUGACUAGAUGUGUUGAUGUUUGUGAGAUAGCUAUUCAUUUAUUGAUACCAGAGAAUACUGUGGUCCUCGUGCAAGUCCAAUUCACACUAAAUUAACUUUCUAAGCAAUGGAUGGAAGUUGGAAUUACUUAGUUGAGUUAGGUAACUUGCAAGUUAAUGAAUCAACCACUUUCUACUCGACUUUUUCCCAUGCUUCCGGAAGAGACAAAGAUGCAACAAACAUUAACAAUCGCUGGAGGUUUCCUCAGAAAUGAUUUACAUGUGAAGAUUUUAAUUGCUUUUAUAUAAAUUUUAGGAUGCUUUCUCGAGAUAUACAUUGAAUGAAAAACUUUGCUGUGGUCAAGUGAAUAUCCUUUAACUCACUGUAAUAGUUAUAUCAUUAGCACUAAGUGCAAA
This is a messenger RNA of Glycine soja, 1780 nucleotides long. Its product is annotated as manganese-dependent ADP-ribose/CDP-alcohol diphosphatase-like. The transcript is spliced from 2 exons. Gene Ontology annotation, molecular function: ADP-ribose diphosphatase activity; 2',3'-cyclic-nucleotide 2'-phosphodiesterase activity; CDP-glycerol diphosphatase activity. The record is from RefSeq and is a predicted model, not a curated record. NCBI's taxonomy places the organism in Eukaryota, Viridiplantae, Streptophyta, Magnoliopsida, Fabales, Fabaceae. Bases 411 to 1385 code for a protein of 324 amino acids.